GAAAUAGAAAAUAUCACAUUUUGUUUAACUCAAUUUUUUCCACAAGACUACCUCACACCAUAUCACGCAAAAGGCCAGCGUUACAUGGACAGGCCGAGUUCUAGAUGCAGGCAUUCGUGCUAGACUAUUCGUGCUACUUCUUGUAGCAAGCAGGUCAUGGGUUAGCCAUUUAUCUUAGCAAAGGGGCGAUUACGCCCGUCAAGUUAGCGCCCGUCAUGUUAGCCACCACUAAGUAAGCGCCCGUCAAGUUAGCGUCAAGUUAGCUUACUUAGUGGUGGCUAACCUGACGGGCGCGGAUUUAAGGGGCGCUUUUAUUUUUUAAUAAAGCUCCAAGAAAAGGACGUUUUAAUAGUGGUCUUAAUCCACGAUUAUUCGAGGAUCAAUCAGAAGAAUUAGUUCAACAGAAUGCCGAAUGGGCAACAUAUGCUGCAAUGGAUGUCCUUGCUGUACAACGUUUAUUAAAAUUAACGAACAUCAACGCACAAUGUCAACUAGCUGCACCAACAAUUACACAGCCGCAAAUCUCAAACGUCACCGAAUCAACACCAUCACUUAUACAACCGUCUCCAGCAGCAGUAUUCCU
This is a messenger RNA of Didymodactylos carnosus, 583 nucleotides long. The record is from the annotation of a GenBank genome assembly. NCBI's taxonomy places the organism in Eukaryota, Metazoa, Rotifera, Eurotatoria, Philodinida, Philodinidae.